GUUGGACCAUGGUAUUCAAGGUAGUGGCCGGUGUUGAAGCUGAUAUCUCUCUUCUGUGGUCAUCUACUGACACUUUAAACGAAAACAAAACAGAAUUAUUGAAUACCACUUCAACGCCCAAAGAAAAUUACAAGAACCGCUUGGUCAGGGAAUGGCAGACCUUAGGACUCAAGGAGGCGCGGGUUGUUCUCUACCAAAACAAUUCUGAAGUUCUAUCCAUCACGUUCAACGCAACUGGGACCAACAACAUCAACUGGUUUGCCAUGAAUCAGGUGAUUGAAUCGCCAUGGACUGAACUGGCUAGUGAACCGCGAAACAUCUUCUCUAAUGUUGGUCGAAAUGAUUCCGAUGGCAGAACUUUUCACAUAAACAGGAAUUAUGGGGGAUGUAAUAAUGAUGCAGGGUGGCUCUUGGUGACUGAGGGUAAACCAUGUGAAUACGAUGGGAAGUUUUCACCAAUAGUGAUCUAUUAUAGCAAAUUCGAUAACUACACGAACUGGAAUUCUCAAGAGACUGUUGGCACAGCUGAUUUCCUGGUGGUUUUCGUUCGUUGAUCCAAAGAGCCAAAAGGAGAUGGACAUAAAUGAUCAUAAAUUGUUUCGCAGAUAACUCUUUGGCACUCCAUUACUCAACAAACUAUUUUAUGAGCUGUACAUAAUUACUGACUUCCUGUUAUGAGCAGGCCAGUGAAUGAGCUGAAAAAGCAAUUUUUUAACCGAGUUUCGUGAAAUUUUUCACGAAAGUCAUUGCCAAAGUCAGACAUUUACUGUUUACCCGUUCCCUUAUUACUUACUUAUUUCAUAUCCGCAUUAAAUUUCCUGUAAAGAUGUACCAGUCAAUUAAAUAGCACAAUGUUUCCUAUAGCUAGCAGAGGGAAUGCGAAAUUGCAUGCGACCGAGCAAAACUGAACUUAAUUUCAAGAGGAUUCCUUUG
Molecule: messenger RNA, 933 nt
Organism: Stylophora pistillata
Lineage: Eukaryota; Metazoa; Cnidaria; Anthozoa; Scleractinia; Pocilloporidae
Source: RefSeq, a predicted model, not a curated record